GCACGCCGUGCCCCUGAGCUCCGGCAUUUUAAUUUUUAAUUAUUUUUCCCACCGUAAUCUCUUUUAAUUUUUAAACGUGUAUCAUGUACGCCAAGGUUUGGGUUGGUGCUGGUGGUGGUGGUUUUUUUUUUUCUUUCUGCUUCUAAAUAGCGUGCUUCCUUCUAAUCUAAUCUCCCCCGCUCCUUGUGCAGAGACACAGGAAUGCAUUGCAGCCCCGUUGCCUUUCUCGGGGCGGGGGGGGGGUCCAGGCACUUCCCACAAAGUUUGGGCAGAGGCCGAACUCCCGGGCACCCGGCGGUGGUCCUGCCCCAGCCCCCGGCCCGGGCUGCCGCAGAGCGGGGCGCAGGCAGCGCCGGGGGAUGCUGGAGCCCACGCCUCGCUCCAUCCCUCGGCAGAGCUCCCCCCCUCCCGGGGCCGUCCACCAGCCUGGACCCACCGCGCAGCACUGCAGAAGGGCCGGCGGGGUGCAGAGCCCCCUGCCCCGCUCUGGGGAGCCCCCGGUGGGUGUCUGCAGCCCCCACCCCUGGCUCCCGCGGAGCGCUCGCGGGUCCCGGUGGGUGCCGGUGUCAGCGGGACCGCGCACGCACUCGCCUGCUCCUCCGUGAGAAGUUCCCCCGUGGGAUGGGGAAGCGCUGCCGGAGCCGCCUUGGCUUUCCCUGCCGAGAAAGUCACGCCGAUGAUCUGGAGUAUAAAAUGGAGGAGGGAAAUGCCUGGUGGCUGCUGGGGACGGGGAGGAAACGCGCCGCCCGCAAGAGCCGCAGAUCAAAAUGACUGUCAAAGCUGUAAAAAUGCCGUGCACGGCUCCAAAUGUUUAUACUAAAGUGCCUGAUGGAGGAUGGGGUUGGACAAUUGCUUUUGCUUUCUUCUUUGUGGAAGCUCUAACGUACGGCAUCAUAAAAUCGUUUGGCGUCUUCUUCAAUGAUCUGAUGGAAAGCUUUGAUGAAACCAACAGCAGGAUAUCCUGGAUAAUAUCCAUAUGUGUGUUUGUACAGACCUUCACAGCUCCUCUGUCGACUGUCCUCAGCAAUCGCUUUGGUCACCGCUUCGUGGUGAUGGCCGGAGGGGUGCUGAUCAGCACUGGCAUGGUCUCCGCCUCCUUUGCCCACACUGUUGUGGACAUGUAUGUCACCAUCGGUGUCGUCUCUGGCCUUGGAUACUGCCUCUCUUUCCUCCCGACUGUCACCAUUUUAUCACAGUAUUUUGACAAAAGACGUUCGCUGGUCACAGCAGUGGCAUCUACAGGGGAAUGUUUUGCUGUCUUCUCCUUUGCACCAGCAAUUACUGCUUUGAAGGAGCAGAUUGGCUGGAGGUACAGCCUGCUUUCUGUCGGGGUGCUACAGCUAAGCAUCGUCAUCUGUGGAUCACUGCUGCGACCCAUUGUCAUCAAAGAGCAAGAAGAAGUGAAAGCACAGCCUCCUCCAGAAGAGCCCACGGAGACAAAGUACAUGCUUGAAAAUGAGCAAACACGCACCUCAAUAGAGUCCAUAGACUCAGGAGUAGAAAUAACUACCUCACCCAGCAAUGUGCCUGGAAACACCAAAGCAGAGCCGAAAAGUGAAGAACCAAAGGAACACGUACAGAUACUUGCUGAAAAUAACAGCACCCCUCCAGAACCAAAAACCAAACUACUGGACUUUUCUGUGAUGAGAGACUAUAGCUUUAUCUGUUAUGCAUUCUUUGGCCUGUUCGCUACCCUGGGCUUCUUCGCUCCCUCCCUCUACAUCAUUCCCCUGAGCCUCAGCCUUGGCAUCAGCAAGGACCACUCUGCGUACAUACUGUCAGCCAUGGCCAUCGCAGAGGUCUUUGGAAGAAUUUCAGCUGGCUGGGUCCUCAACAAAAAGCCUAUCCGCAAGAUCUACAUCGAGCUCAUCUGCGUUGUUCUGCUGUCUGUAGCGUUGUUUGCCUUCCCUUUUGCCUCUGACUUCUGGGGCUUGAUGACAUGUAGCAUCUUCUUUGGGUUUAUGCUGGGAACGGUGGCGGGCACGCAUAUUCCCCUCCUGGCAGAAGACGAUGUGGUUGGCAUCGCCAAGAUGUCUUCUGCGGCUGGAGUCUACGUCUUCAUUCAAAGCUUAGCUGGGUUGGCUGGACCACCCCUUGCAGGUGUCUUAGUGGAUACGACACAGAACUACAGCUCAGCCUUCUACUCCUGUGCUGCUGGCAUGGUCCUGGGUGCUGUGUUUCUGUCCCUGGUGAGACCGUGCAAGGCUGGGCUGUGCCACCGCCAGCAGCAGUGCACACAGGAGAGUGUGGUGGAGGUCGCCCCAGAUCCACCAGAUGACUUUAUUGAAAUGGAUAUUGGAAAAGCAGAAAAUUCAGGAAAAGGCUGUGAUGGCGUGGCAUAAAAAACCGUUCCUUCUCAAUCUAAUCUACUCAAGACUGGGGAAAAUGUCAGCUCUGCUCCACGUUUUAAAACUACAUUCUAAAGGGAAUGUGAAAUUUUAAAUGUGAACAGUUGCUACCGACAACUUUUUUUAUUAUUAGAACUUUUUUAACCAACAAUGGAAAGCUCCAUAGAAAAAUACGGAUAGCCACAUAAGAGUAACUUCUGUCUAGCAUGAAGAUGUGAUGCACACUCCUGCUUUCCCAAUAACAAGCAUAAGUAAAGGUUUGACCGAUCCACACAAACUGAGAAUAGCAACAGCAGAAGCAGCUCAGCCUCUGCCUGUCCUCAUCCAUCCCCUACCACAAAUACCAUGCAGGCAAGAAACUGAUGAUACAAACUGGAGACGAGCAUUUUGUACACCGCCAGUAGCCAACUGACUCUUCUGGAAGAAUAUGGACUCAUGUUUUAGAUUUGAGGAGGAGGCUAGGCUAGAUAGCUGACUUAAGAACAUUAGCAAUGGUUUCUAAUUAACUUGAACAUCACAAAUGCUGGGAAGUCAUAAGGCUCUGUAUGUCUUUAUGGCCAGUUAUUACUGCACAUACUUCAUAAGAUCAUUUUUCUUCUCCCAACUGGUAUCCUUAGGACUGUUUUUCUAUUGAUAGUCAGAUCUGAUGUACUGUUUCUAAUUUAACUAGUAUUUAUUAAUUUAUUCUCAGAUUGUUAAAGGAGGUUAGUUUAAACUGGAGAGGAAAAAUAAUCUUUUGCAUAGUGGAAAGCUGUCUUGACAUCCAUCUCUUCAAUACCUAUCUUGUAUUGCUAGCUUGUGAAAUUGUUGGGAAACUUACUCUUACAGCAUAGUGUAGCUGUUUUUAAUAGGUAGGUCUUAGGUAACCCAGUUGUUAUUUAAAAAGGAAAAAAAAAAAUACUAAACUACAGCUCGAGCAUCUCCUUCCAUAAGGCCUCAGCUGGUGUCAACGGACCUGGCUCUGCUGCUGCCACCAGCCCAACCCCGCAGGGAGGAUUUGGCCCAGUAUGUCUUAAUGUACCUGAAACCUUCGCUAAGAGGUGCACCUGGGAAUCUCUGCCGCAUCACAGAAUGAUCAUGGGAAGCCCCACAUCACCCAGCCCCAGCAGCCUGCCACCCCUGGGGGCACGGGGCUGCUGCUCGGAGCCGUACCCCCUUCCCUGGCUCUCCCCGCUCCCCCAAAGUCAGCACGAGGGUUUUUUUGGUUUUUUGGUUUUUUUUCCUGCUGACUUCAUUGAGACAUGAACUGGAGCUUGUGCACGUGGAAGGCGUGAAGGGAAUGACAAAAGACAAUGUAUUAGCUGUUCAUUUAGUCUUAACGGGAGAGAUUCCUCCUCCCAGUGAUGCAAGCUUGCUUACCCCACCUAUAUGCAUCUUAACGCCUCUAGGCAACUCAGGGGGACAAAUAAAACAAGUCUGUUUUGGUUUGAGGGGGAAAACCCCCAAACAUUUCUGUGUAUUUAAGUGGAAGUGGCAUCAUGCAUUAACUGCUAUGCUGACCUGUCUGUAUUUUGCCAGCCAUAGAAAUGUGGGACAAUCUGAGAAAAGAAAACCACCACCACCAACAAAAAAAUCGACCUCUUGGGAAGGUGCUUGAUGUGUUUUUUCUGUCUUAGGUGUCAAAAAAAAAAAAAAAAAAAAAGACAGGCACUCUUGCAACCAAGUGGCUAGAGCUAUUCAUCCUCACUGCCCGAGACCUGUGGUCUCGUGUCCUUCUUCUGCCUCAGCACUUUAUCAUGGCCAGCAGAACCUCGCUGCAUUGCACCCAGGACUGGAAGACCCCUUACAGAGAACUAGAGUUUUGUGAAUCAGUGAGUAAAUGAACAAAUAACAAUGUUGCAUUAAGAUGUAGUUUUUAUUUAUUGUUAAUUUAUGAUACUUCAAGCAUUUUGGUAAAUGUUCUGUAGACUAUAAUUGUAAGAUUAUUGAAGUCUUUGUGAUAUGAGACCUCACUACAGCACUUUGCUAUUACAACUCUGCUUGGAAGUGGGAUAAGGCCUCCAGGUUUUGCGUGUGUGUGGAAGCUCCCUGUUCUGCAGAUUCACGAGGUUCUACUGUAAUUUAAUUUUUUUUUUUUACAAAAAUUUCCAAUACAGAUCAAAUAAUGUUUGUCACUGACCUCACAGUACGUUUCUGUUGCUGUCUGUGUAGCGGCACGAGCAGGGGAGCAAGUGAGUAUGUGUGUGUGCGAGCGCAGAAGACCCAGAAGCAGGCUUUAAUGCGUUCAAAGCAGGAUUUACUGAUUUGUUUGUAACAGACCUAGUGGACUCUGGAAAUACUCUAAAACACUGAGUUUUGCAAUAAACUUUUUCUUUUUUUUU
Messenger RNA from Falco peregrinus (peregrine falcon), 4669 nucleotides. It is a transcript of the gene SLC16A6, whose product is annotated as solute carrier family 16 member 6. The record is from RefSeq and is a predicted model, not a curated record. Gene Ontology annotation, biological process: monocarboxylic acid transport; transmembrane transport. The coding region runs from base 768 to 2342 and encodes 524 amino acids. Lineage: Eukaryota; Metazoa; Chordata; Aves; Falconiformes; Falconidae. The transcript is spliced from 6 exons. Gene Ontology annotation, molecular function: monocarboxylic acid transmembrane transporter activity.